Carassius carassius (crucian carp) is the source of this 830-nucleotide messenger RNA. RefSeq names its product vitelline membrane outer layer protein 1-like. The record is from RefSeq and is a predicted model, not a curated record. Lineage: Eukaryota; Metazoa; Chordata; Actinopteri; Cypriniformes; Cyprinidae. The transcript has 5 exons. The coding region runs from base 89 to 700 and encodes 203 amino acids.
UGACUACAAAUGGGUCAGUGUUUGAUUUUAGGGAGCAAAUAGAAAUAAUUAAAUCAUUGUUUUGAUCCAUCAGGUCUGUGCUGUAGCAAUGCAUCACUUUAUUUCCGUUGUGUUUUCACUGCUGAUCUUUACUGGGCUGCAUGUGAGUGUUCAGUCCACAGGAAGACGUUUGGAGCGGAGCAGCGAAAGACAUUUUCGAUCAUUGCUGACUGUUUCGAAUGGGAUGCACUGGGGAUCAUGGGGUCGAAGUGAGUUUUGUCCAGAUGGAACAUACGCCAAGGGAUUUAAUGUAAAGGUUGAAAGAUAUGAUUAUUUUGAUAACACUGCACUCAAUGCGAUUUCUCUUUUCUGUGAGAGUAAAUCUGAAGACGCUUCAGGCAUCAUUCGGUCUGAUAAAGGAAGCUUUGGUCAGUGGAUAGAUUAUGUCCAAAUGUGUCCUAAUGGAUUCUUAACAGCUUUUCAGUUGAAAGUUGAAUCUUCUCAAGGAAUUGAUGAUGAUACGGCUGUAAACAACAUCAGAUUUACCUGCAGUGGGGGGCAUGUGAUGGUGGGUGAGGGCACACCCUGGGGCCAAUGGGGCAAAUGGAGCCCGACAUGUCAGGGAACAGGAAUCUGUGGCAUUAGGACACGGAUAGAAGAGCCGCAGGGAUUCGGAGACGACACCGCUCUCAAUGAUGUGAUCAUGUACUGCUGCGAUUGAGGUAUAAGAGGAUGUCAAGAAGAUCAUGUGGAUGAAUAAUUGAACAUCAUACAAAUAAAUGGUACAAGAGGGAGCUUUCACAACGAUGCCACAGAAGAAACAAUUCUGGUUCCCCAAAUAUUCUUAAAAA